GGGCCACUUUGGCGAGGGUCAACGCUAGACUUCUGUGCAUAAAGCCUCCACAUUGCAUUACCAGGCUUCCUCGGUCAUUGUGUGAGCGGAGCUACUGGAAAGCAUCGGAGUGGCGCCACUGGCUGCUCUUCUACAUGCUCCCCUGCCUGCAGGGCAUUCUUCCAGUAGACUACUGGAAGCUGCUUGCAAAGCUCUGUGAAGCUGUCCACAUUCUUUUGAGGAACAGCAUCGCUCUUCAUGAGAUCCAACAGGCAGAGCUGCUGCUCGAGACCUUCGUUGGCCGCAGCAAGACACUGUUUGGCGUGACCUCUGCCACAUUUAAUGUGCACCAGUUGCUGCACCUAUGUAACUGUGUCCGUCAGCCGGGCCCACUCUGGGCGCAUUCUGCCUUCGUUUUCGAAGGGGGAAAUGGCAGGAUUGCCAAGCUGGUGUCAGCCGCGCGAGGACUCCCUGACCAGAUUUUGGAGCGGGUCGUGAUGGCUCAACAGGUUGAGUGUCUCCUGGCAACAGCGAAGUUGCCCGACAGGGAACAGGAUGUGUGCACGAGGUUUCUCGGUUUCCCUCCUAUUCAGAAUGCGAGUCAUGUGGAGGAAACAUGUCUGCUUGGAUGUGGAAGCGCUGUAAGCUUAAGUGCAUUGGAAAAGCGUGCUCUUGAGCAGCACUGUGAUUUAUCUUGCACCACUAGAACAGAGUAUGAACGCUUUGUCUUUGACCGCAAGGUAUUUCACAGUGCUGCCUACACUAGGCCAGAAAAAAGCAACACCACGGUCGUCUCCACACAAGAUGGGGAGUACUACAAGAUUGAAAAAAUCAUCCUGGUGUCACUUCCCGCCCAGACAUGUGUCCUCCUUUGCCGUCCAAUUGUCCUGAUGGAGGAAUCAUGCAUGCCACCGCACAUCAAGGAAUGUUUUCUUUCAGAAAGCAAGGCCCUAAGCGUCCUACGGCCCAGUAGUAUCAAGGACAGCUGCCUGUAUAUAGACUUUGUCAGUGAAAACAAGUCAUUUGUGUGUGAUCUGCUAAACAGCAUUGAGAGGGAUUAGUUCGACUUGCUUUUGUGUAUAUAUGUUAUUUUAUGUAAAUAUCACAUUUGGUUGACCCACUGUACAUAGGGGAAUUCGAUACUGUAAAGCUUGUUGCAAAAUGUUUUGCACGUGUUUGUUUUCUGUAGGAACAAUAUACUCGAAUGCAAAGACAAAAUUUAUUCUCAAGUACAAAGCACCACUAAAGUCGUACCUACCAAAGGAGUCCUCUC
Molecule: messenger RNA, 1252 nt
Organism: Ixodes scapularis (black-legged tick)
Lineage: Eukaryota; Metazoa; Arthropoda; Arachnida; Ixodida; Ixodidae
Exons: 2
Coding region: 135-1040 (301 amino acids)
Source: RefSeq, a predicted model, not a curated record